Molecule: messenger RNA, 716 nt
Organism: Sinocyclocheilus rhinocerous
Lineage: Eukaryota; Metazoa; Chordata; Actinopteri; Cypriniformes; Cyprinidae
Product: glutamyl-tRNA(Gln) amidotransferase subunit C, mitochondrial-like
Exons: 4
Coding region: 202-711 (169 amino acids)
Biological process (GO): regulation of translational fidelity; glutaminyl-tRNAGln biosynthesis via transamidation; mitochondrial translation
Cellular component (GO): mitochondrion; glutamyl-tRNA(Gln) amidotransferase complex
Source: RefSeq, a predicted model, not a curated record
AAAACAACCCACAGUCCCUUCUGAGAAGAUACGGCAUGAACUCUAGAAAAACUCAACUUCCGGAAAAGCAGAGGCUUUUUUUGGUAGGAGGUCUCUAAUUAGGUGUCCUUCGCAAUACACAUUCUUAUAAUCGCGUUUUAAUUCUGUUCAUUCGACUCUGCGCGCGCAGUAACGUGACAUAGGUAGGAACAUCAUUUUAACAUGUUCUGUAAAUGUGCAGCGCGAGCUUCAAGGGCGCUGCGGCCUACGCAUCCUCGGUGUGGAGUGUUGACGCUGCCCGCUCUAAGCGACACUGUGUCGGCCAGCGGAACGUCCUGGUCACAUUGGACAUAUAAACGGGAAUCAAGUAACUCUGCCUGGAGUUCCAAGGUUCCUCAGAUACCCACAUGGGAGCCCGUAGCUGAAAAUCAACUUCCACCGCCAACAAGAGUCUCGCCAGAUUUAGUGGACAAGUUGGAGAGAUUAGCCCUUGUUGACUUUGGCAGUAAAGAAGGGGUGGACUGUCUGGAAAAAGCCAUUCGUUUUGCUGAUCAACUUCAUGUCAUUAAUACUGAUGGUGUGGAGCCGAUGGAUUCAGUUCUAGAGGACAGAGAACUGUAUUUGAGAGAUGAUACAAUAACAGAGGGUGAAUGUGCGGAGGAGCUGCUCCAGCUGGCCAAACACACAGUAGAGGAGUACUUUGUUGCACCUCCAGGUAAAAAACUGAACUAAACUGU